Messenger RNA from Dufourea novaeangliae, 7336 nucleotides. RefSeq lists its product as uncharacterized. Lineage: Eukaryota; Metazoa; Arthropoda; Insecta; Hymenoptera; Halictidae. The record is from RefSeq and is a predicted model, not a curated record.
AUGAGCAACGAGAUAAUAUUGAAGACGUUAACCGCCGGCAGCAACAUUCCAUUCGUCGACGAGGAUGGUGUGCCGCCGGCCGUUGAUCAUCACCGAGCACGGUCGAGCGUCACGCGGAGAGAGUUAACCAAGGAGACGGUCGUUCCGAGCGUGAGCUCGAGAUACGGGCAAGGUUUCACGACCUUCCGUUCGAUGGCUCAGACGAAAAUAAGUCAGGAAGUCGAGCAUCGCGAAGGAACGGUCUCGAUGUUGCAGAGGGGAGCGAUGUUCAAUCAGAAGGACUCGGUUCAGCUUCGGUACACGAAGCAAUCGGCAGCUUUAAAGAGAAACAGAUGCGAAACUCUCGAAGCUGGACCGCAAGAGAAUCCUCUGCAACGUUACGAGAAUGCCGUGUUGAAGUACCAAAAGCCGAAAGCACGACCCAAAAGGCAAGCGAGUCGUGAUCGUCGGCAACCGCAGCAACAGCAGAAUCACGGUUACUCGAGCAGCGACGAGAGCGUGGUCAGGAACAAGUCGAAGAGCAUCAGCUCGAUCGACACACAGUCGGUGAACAACAUUUUGGACGAGUACGAGGAUCUCGACUACAGACGGUCGUCGGACUUGAGCGACGUCGGGAGCAUCAGCGUGUCGAACUUCGAGGCUGUAAUGAUUGACCAGCAGAAGAAACAGCAACAGGACAGAUCGAGAGUCUUGGGGACGAGGAUGCAGACCAAGUGUUCUCCGAUCCGGGAGAAAGCCCAGCAGCCGGUACUGAAAAUUAACCAACAGACGCAGGUGAGACAACGAUCCCGGGAGAGGCAAAAGGAGACGGUCGUUAAGCACGUUCCACCGUCUCCGACGGAGGAUAAUUCGCUUUCUUGUGUAUCGUCGGUCGCUUUGACCAUCGAUGCCAGUCGGAACAAAGUUCCGGAGGUGUUGCUUCGCAAAGGGGAAGUCCAGAAGAGGGUGGACGAGUGGCUGAGCCAGGCUCAAAGCCAGAAUUUCCCGGCGUCCCGGGAAAAACUGUUGACCAGAUCGAACAGCAGCGCCGAACAGAAAACACAGCGACGGUACCGGCAGGAUUCGCGUUCCAGAUCGAUCGACGAGGGCAGGGACAAGUUGAACGGAACUUCGUCGAGUUACGACGAUCUGAGUCGCGCGGACAAAAAGACGGACCGUAAGGUGGACAAGGUGAACGUCGGCGUGAACACCAGCCGAGGCACGUACAAGGAAUACCUGGCGUUGAAGAACCGAAGCAAGCAACAGGAUUACGGGUUCAGCGCGUCGAACAACAUGGUUGGUAGAACGAGAGACAUCAGUCCGUCCACCGGUUCCAGGAUUCCCCAAAGAGGACCGCUCAGCUCGAGCUUCAGAUCCAGACGAUUGGAGUCGAGCAACGAGGAGGGUAAAGCGGACGGCAUCGCGGAGACAGGAGGGCAACACUACCAAGCGGAGAAGAACUGUCGCGGCAGAUCGACGACCGAGAGCAGGCUCGCGAAUUCAGCAAAGACCAGAAACGAGUCCGAUCACGGCAGGAUAUCUGGGCUAAGCGGUGUGGCUACCGCCGUUACCGGUAGCCCGACAACACCGACGACUACGAACUCGUCGUCUUCGUCGUCGGUGAUCCCCUGCAGGCGACCAUCGUUCAAACGAUCGCAGAAUCACGAUCAAAGCGCGAGCAGUGGCGGCAGCGCGACGAGACCGCUCGUUAAGGAAGAGACAGGCCAGAGGGCGAGAGGAGGAGCAGGAGGAGGCUGUGGAGGGAGCAACAGCAGCGGCUCGAAGGGCCCGAGCAACCUUGGUGACCAAGGCGAGCCGAUCUCACCAAAUAAGGACGGAGAAAGUAGGCGGCCGACUCUCACGAGCGAUUCACCACGAGCCGGUGAUAAAGCAACGGAUGCCGCCUGUAAAUCGAUGGAAGCCUCGAGGAGCGGCGAUCGACCCACACGAGACAACGCAAGUAUUACCGUAGGGGAAUCGGUCGAGUCCAGGUACGCCGGUCGGCAGGACAAGAGAGAGAACCGAAUGGAUCGGCCGAGGCAGGAGAGUGUUUACGGUGCCGUUGGCGCGCGUGUCCGGACCCUCCAAGGUCAACAACAACAGGAGCCCCGCGUCACGAAACCAAGAAGUCUUCAGGGGUGGUCCAACUUGCCGGCAGAGGCUAGAAAGCCUCCGGUUCUGCCCAGGCGGGAUCCGAUUGCCUGUUCGCAGGACAUCAAAAACGAACGCCCGGGAGGCUCGCCCAUGGGUUCGCCGCAGUCCACCUUCAAACCGAAUAAUUCCGUGUACGCCGCCCUUCAGCAGCUCAACGAGCAAAACUCCGCGAAAUCGAGAGCGUCGACUGUGAACGAUUCAUCGAGCAGAUCGUCGCAUUAUUCCUCGCCGAAUCACGUGGAGAAGAUAUACGAGCGCAGUCUGCAGCCUCAAGUGAUCCACGCGGAUGACCUCGAAUCGCUUCUACGACCUUCUUUACAGGUUUCCGCUUACGGCGAGCCAGGCAACGAACGAUCCGAUCUCAGGUCACCGUCGAAAGAAACGGUCGUUCAGCUACUCGAACGGAACGCCGAGACCGAGCGGAAAGACCAAGAAGAAGAAGAAGAAGUGUACGAACGAAUCGGCGAGCUACGGUACGAACACCUGGAGACCAUCGAAGAGGACGAUCAGAAGAGCGAGGCGUCCCUGUGCAGAUACCCAGAGAUCGGAUUGAGUCAGUGCCUGAAAAUCCAGCAGCAAGCGUUGCCGAACGGUAGGCUCAGACUCAGUCCGGAGAAGAGGAAAGAUUCCAACACCGGGACGGUGUCCGUGAGGCGGGAUCAAUCGAACGAACCAUCCGCCAGAACGUUCGUCACGUUUCACUCGCCCUCGGACUCCCCUCGGUGCGUGAAACCGAGCCAGCAAUCACGAACCGCCGGGACAGGUUCGUUAGGGGGCAACGAACAGGAUGAAAAACGCGACGUCCCGGAGCAACAGCCGGUCAUGAUCCUCGAGGAGUUCGAGAUCCCAUACGAUUCCGAGAAUCCCCACGACAGAAGUCAAUCCUGUCACACGCGAGAGAACAGCAAUCUGUCGUCGGCCACGAUCCCUUUGGACGAGCUGGAGAGUGAAAGGGAAAUGGCAAAGUUCAAGGUCGAAGAGCUUUCCGCCCGUCUGACGGCUGUGCCCGAUCAGACUCUCGAGGCCGGAUAUCAGGACCAGGGAACGUUGCUUCUCGGAAAGACGGAUAAAACGAUCGAGAAAGAUCGUACGAACUCGCGUGAGAUCGACGAUCGCGUGGUGAACGAGGUGUUGGUGAAGAAUCUUCAGUUCAAGCAGGAUCUACCAGCUAAAGAUCACGCUGAGCAACACGUUACCGGUAACACGUUGAAGAUCAUCGAGCAUGUCGGUCACCAGAAGCCGCCGAUCGGCUUUCACAAUGUUCUGUGCGACAAUUACGAGAACCUGCAGAACGGGAGGUUUAAAGAGAACAAGGUAUACGUGACAAAGGAAGAAAUGGAACGACAGAGGCUGAUGGAUAUGCUGAGGAAAGGGGACUACGAAUCCGUGAAAGCGGAAUUGGAGAGAAGUUACACCCUCUCGACACCGGGUGGUAGCAGCCCCGUUUGUUGCCCGCCCUGCAGCCCGCCACCAGCCCCAGCCGCGUACAUAUCGAGCGCGCGUGCCUCGUCGCGGAGACUCGGCGCCGGAAGUGGACACGGAGGCCCGCCGUCCCCGGAACGGGAUCCCCUGGGAAGACUCUUAAGAUUCCUGAAGACCUUCUACAGGGAGUUGGGCACACGUGAUCCACCCCAUUUGCCGGGAUGGGCGUCACCGCUUCCACUCGGCACCCUUUGCCCGGCACACUUUCAGCCGCACCUGCAGCUGCUCCACAAAGGCGAACAGGAGCACAGGCUCGAGAACAUCAAGCCCGACCAGAUCUUCGCCCCCGUCAGGCUAAGCGAUGGCACAGUUUCCGAAGCCCCGAGGCGCGUGGCGAUCGAGGGCGGUCCAGGAAGCGGAAGAACGACCCUGUGCCUCCGACUUCUCCACCAGUGGGCGAUCCAAGGGGACGGUCCGGCUCUGGCUUUCAUCGUACCGUUGCGAGAGCUUCGGGGCAGUCCCGUGUUGAAUUAUCUGAUGCGUGAACUGUUCCCGAGAUCGGCGGGCAUCGGGGACGCGGUAGCUCAGGUCUGGCGGACGUUGCACUUGAUGGAGGACCGGGUACAGUUCAUUCUGGACGGUUACGACGAGUGUGUGGGCGGCAGAGCGUCCCUGGGCGACGCGGUCGACCUUCUCGAGGGUCGAUUGUUCCCGGACGCGAGGAUUCUGGUCACUUGUUCGCCUAGCAACGCGGUCGCACUGUCCCCGCUGGUGCAGAGGAGGAUUCAUCUGGCGGGCCUCGAGUGGCCGCACGUCGAGAGACUCUGCGUAGCGUAUUUCAUCCACAACGACAUCGCCGAGAAAGCUUGCGAGUUCCUCGAGGCGUUGAACGUUCAGCCGCAGACGGUCAAGCAGCUCGGUCAGCAUCCGCUCGGCUGGAUUAUGCUGUGUUGUCUUUACCAGGACUCCGGCAGUUUGCCGACAGAGACCAGCGCGUUGGUUCAAGCCGCGGUGAAGUGCAUCGUAAAACGGAGCUUGGACCCGCCGGUUCCCUGUAACGAGGAGAUUCCGGGUCACUGUAGAAAACGUCUCGAGGAUUUCGGAAAGUUGUCUUUAGCCGCGCUCAGGGACGGCAGAUGCUGCUACACGGAGGCGGAACUCAGGGCUCGGGGCGGUGGCAUCGAGGUCACCAGGCUGGGCUUCUUAACCAAGGGAUUGACCUUCGGUCAACGACGUAAACCGGACCUUUACACGCCGAUCCAUAUGGCCGUGGCCGAGUUCCUAGCAGCCUACUAUCUCACCUCUGUCGCCCAGUACGCGAACAUUCUUCGUAGAGAGCUCGAGGGCUUGCCAUCCGGUAUCAUCAGCCAUCUGGCUGGUCUCCUAGGCCCUAAAACGCAUCUGAUAUUGAAUCAACUUUGCCCCCUGGAGGUUCCGCCCAGGGCCGUGUUCUCGUUGCUGAAGGCAGCCGGCGCCUCCGAUGGAAAUAUCUCAGCCGUCUGCAGACUGGUCGGUGCUGGUCCAGGUUUCGGACCGGCGCCGAACGAACGACCACCAGCACCCUUGGUGCACACCUCGCCCUUGGAGCUCGAGGGCUGGGCGAGGAUCCUCGAGAGUCCAGCGUGCACCCUCGAAGCCCUCGAAGUCGUGUUUCAAGUGGAGAGGGGCUCGGAUCCGAGGUAUCUGGACGAUUUCUUCGAGGCUUUAGCUGGGAACGAGAGCGUCAAGCUUGUCAGGAUCACGUCCCUUCUCGGCCAGGAAUUCCCCGCUGACGAGGCUCAACGGCUGGCCGGACAUUUGAAAAGCGUUCUGGGGAAGAAGAAGCUUAAUGACUUCGAGCUGGUCAUCACUUGCUUGGAGGAAGCGGCUCACGACAGGUUGGAGUGCGUGGUGAACGCCCUUUGCCGCGGACUGAACCACGCGUCGAGCAGCCUGGCCCGGCUGGUGCUCGACAUGAAUUUGUCCGGCGAGCAAGUGUCACGUGUCUGCGACGCUCUAGGACUGGCGUCCGUCGCCGAGCUGCUAAAGGAGAGGCCGUUGCUGGCGCUGAAUCUGGCCGGCAGCUGGGGCGCCAAAAACGAGGAUCCCUCAAGCUCUGGAAUCAGUAUGGGUUCGGGCUCCGGUUCCGGAAGCAGCGGCUGUGCUUCCAGCACCCUUGGCACGUUACCCCUUAAUCGUUGCUACUCGUCCCUGCCGCGCGGAGCGCUGGCAGCUUACGGAAGUUUAACGAGGCCCGCAACCCUACCGCGGCUUCCACUCGGUCUUGGCCUUGGUCCCGCGCCCGCCACCGGAAACGGACCUUUGCCGCCGAACGACAGGGAUCGGGACAGCAACGGGAGCAGCAAGAGGAACAGCGACAGCGUGCUGUGUCAUCGUUUGCCGCUGUUGCACCCGUUGCCCACUUGCGACGUCAGCAGCCAUCAAGGAACCGGCUUCCACGAGAUCUUCAACGCCAUCAGAGAACCGAAUUGCAAGCUGAGGUCCCUAAAUGUGUCCAAGUGCUUGCUCGGAGGAUUGGACGCUGGCUGCCUGGGCGAGACCAUCCGAAGGGCGCGUAAUUUGGACGCUUUAAGGGCUGCUGGUGCGUCCAGACCGGCGGACGUGAUGCCGUUGGUGCUGGCAUUGACGGAGGCACCCUGUCUGCAACUUCUUGAUCUCGCCAGUCCACGGCUCGCCCUAGACGAUCAUCCGUCCCGGCUGUUGUGUCACGCCCUCGCCAGGAACACCACCCUGAAGCUGCUCAGUCUCGAGGGAUGGACCUUUAGAAUAGAGGAAUCGGACAGCUUGGCGGUAUUCUCCGAGCUGCUCAAAUACACGAGCGUCCGCGAGCUCAGUCUCUGCAACGCCCGUCUUCAUCUGGCCGUCCACGAGGGUCCUUUGGCGAGAUUAGGUCGUCGCGACGACGCCGGAGCAGAACUCCUGAGAGCCGCGCCGCCUCCUGCCUGUCCCGCGAUCGUGUUCCUCAGACUGGCUGGUUUUCAAGUGACAGUGAACGAUCGUCUGGCGCUCAGAGGGCCCCUUCUACUGCCGUUCCUCGCUGGUUUCACCGCGCUGAGCGAACUCGACCUCUCCUUGGACAAGUCGACCAUCGGUGGCAGCAGCGGGUCCCUGUUGUUCAUCGAUGACAAGAUCCUGCAACAGUUCUUCGGCUGUCUGUCCUCUCAUUUCAGGAAUCUUCAGUCCCUGAGAAUCAAUUUCUGGCGGAUCACUCUGGAGGACAGCGAGAAAACGAUGAGACAAAUAGCCAAGUACCUGAAGCUGUGCAAUCUGAGCUUCCUGAAGGCGAACGGCCUGAUCGUGACGGACAGCGCGAAAAAGGUGCAGACGGAGCACGUUUUCGUGCAGACGAUACUCACGCAUCUGCAGUAUCUCACCUGGCUGUGUCUGGACGGUGUCGAGCUGACCGACACCCAGGCCGCUGGUAUAGGGAAAUGCGUGAGGGAUCGGUAUCCAGGCACGUCGUUGGAGAUCAGCGCCAAGGACGUGCACGUCAAGUCGGUGAAAGCUCUGGUCACCGCGGUAGAGGACGGCGGCAGGGCGGAGGUUGUGUACACCGGCGGAUCGAACUGUAGACUGAAGAUCACAAAGAUUCAGAAGAACGGAAAGGCCAAGAAGAAGUGAAAAUCGGAUCCACGAGACAUAAAUGAUUCUUAGUUGUCUGCUCACGAGGACUCGUUGACCGAAGGAACGAUAUAACGCUGAAACGACGGAGAGAUUGAUCUUGAAUAAGACGAAGACGAUGGGCAUCAGAUGAGGGUAUAUAGAGAUCGGGGAAAAUUCA